This is a messenger RNA of Symbiodinium sp. CCMP2592, 1980 nucleotides long. Lineage: Eukaryota; Dinophyceae; Suessiales; Symbiodiniaceae. The record is from the annotation of a GenBank genome assembly.
AUGCUUCGAGAGGUACGUGCUAGAAAAGCAGGGCUUGAUCGAGGUACUGUGUGGAACCCAAGAGACGGCUUGAAGCCCUUACCGGGUUGGGUCAUGGAGCAGAUGGAGCAAGCAAAGACAGAGCCAUCUCGGCAUGACAUGGACGAGAAGGAGGCUUGGUGGGAUGCCCGCCCAGACAAGGCACCCUCGGAUGCAUCGACGCUCCCGCUCAUUCUCACGAGUGUCGAUGUCGAUGUGAGCGGCUUCAUGUGGUGGGCAUGUCAAGCAAGUCUUGAUGUCCCUGACCACGUGAAACGCUUCAUCGCCAACACUUCGAUCAGCCAGGUUUUGCAGAGGUGUGGAUUCCAUGUGGAUUCGAUUCAGGAAGGAAGAAACAUUCAAGGCAGUGAUGCCAAGCAGGAGGAAUGCUUGAACAGAUUCCUAGAUUUGUACGAGGCUCAGCUUGCAGCCUGUGAGCCUGACACGAGCACGGCUUGGCAGAGAUCCCUGUCGGCCGUCAAACUCGUCCCAUUGGCGUCCUUGUUGAACUGCGAGGAGUCCAUCGACCCCGAAGCAGUCAGCAAAGAGCUGUGGAAGGUCACUGCCGAACGCCUGGGCCUUUCGGGCGAGUGCGCUCUGCAGAGAGUUUGGCAGCGCUUCAUGGAGAGCUUGGGAAAGGUCUGCAGCACAGAGCUGGAGCAAGCGGUCAAGGCAGCACUCGGAGAGGAGAUGCCUUCGGUCCUGCAAGUUCCCAGGGAAGCCGAGGCCUCGAGCGUGCAGGGCCAAAGCGUUAUCUUAAAGCAUCGAGGUCGAUAUUUCCGGGUGCUCUCAACGCAUGAACCAGGCGACUCUCAGCCAGACUCGCGUCUCAACACCGCGGCCUUGCUGAUCCAGAUGUCGUGGCGCCGCUCAUCGCGGCGACGGGUCCAGUCUCACACAGCUCGUGCCAGGGAGUGUGAGGAGGACUCCGAUAUCCUGCCAGAGGCCUGCCAGGGGCAGGAGGCUAUUCCUGGUGAUGAGGCGGAUGAGGCCCGAGCGAAGGUAGAAGGGGCAAGCGGAACAAGCCCGGUUCUGCAGCCUGCCCUUGUGAACGAGAGCUACCGCUCGCCGACGAUCGAGGGCAUUGACGCGCUCCCUUCACAACACGUGGGAAGUGGUCCUCCCACGCAUCCAUCUGAGGAACAUCACUCUGGCCGCCACGACCCAGAAUCGACUCGUGCCGAAGGCACAGCUGAUCAAGCCCCUGGCUUGAGAGCGCAGGUUUUCGACAUGACCUCUGGCUCCACAAAGUUGGACAUUCAGACAGACGACGAUGCACGCAGCUGCACUCCGAGCCUUCCCAGCAUGGUAUCUGAGUGGCAGGUCAUUGAUGAUCGGCAACGGCUGGAGCGUUUUCUGCUUCCGGCGGAAGAUGUUGGGGCCUUUGGAUUCAGGGUGCUCCCAGAUUGGUCAGAUCCGGAUGGCAAGUGCUCAACCAGCUUUGACAAGACCGUGCAGCAGUGGCUUUCGGAGAGGCUCAAGGACAAGCUGCUCAAAGACUGCCAGAGGAUAGCCAUAUCCAUCAAGGACAAGCACGGCAAGGUGGCACCUUCUAAGUUGACGGACGGUGAGCUGUUUGUGCUGGUGGCAUAUGCCCUUGACGUGCGGAAGAAAGAUUCAGGUCUCUCCUGGGACAUGAACUUUGCUUCAAGACUGUCGAGGGUGGUGCGACGCCAGCCGGACAGCAUCGACAAAGAGAUGUCCACCUGCCUGCGUUACUUCAACGACGCUUUGGAGAAGGAGAUGUGGCGCGGCGCUCGGAAUGCAGUGCUUUCAACUCAUGAUGCCUUAGUUAGCUCGCGAGAUGGGCCCCGUGCAUUCGCUGCGGUGAUACCCUCGACAACCUGGGCAGACACGCAAAAUGUCGAGGUAUUGGUUCCGGCUGUCGCAUACCUGCUCAGCUCCAUCGGCAUAAACUUUAGCCCUCUGGAUGCAAGACCUCUUAGUUGUCUCACUUCCUAA